Molecule: messenger RNA, 500 nt
Organism: Paralichthys olivaceus (Japanese flounder)
Lineage: Eukaryota; Metazoa; Chordata; Actinopteri; Pleuronectiformes; Paralichthyidae
Source: RefSeq, a predicted model, not a curated record
AUAAGACGAAGAAGACAGAAUCCGGAAAAUAUGACAAAAUGGCGGAAUGUGAAAACAACCACGACAACAGACUGUUGUCAAAUUCAGACACCGUGCAUCCUAACUUAUCCGAGCUGCUAGAUCGCGGGUGGAAGAUAUUUGAAGAGGUGGACAGUACCAACCUUCCCCUGGGCUCUAGCAGCAUCCAGGUGGGAGUGAAACGUGGCAUCGGCAUGUUAGAAGAAGCGUCCACAAUGGUGGCUCAGCUCAACCUGUUCAGUCGUAACGAGGAGCUGGAGGAGGUCUCCACAGCGGACCUGAAGUAUCUGCUGUUGCCCGCUCUCCUAGGAGCUCUUACCAUGAAGCAGACGAACAGAGACAAACGACUUCAGAUAGUCCAGACAGCCCGGGCUUACUUCAUGGACUUCCUGAGGAGAUGUAAAGAUUAUAACAUAUCACACAUUAAAAUGCCAGACCCUAGUUGUGUCGACGCUCCAGAAAAUGGAUCCGCUGCGGCCAAG